Molecule: messenger RNA, 2343 nt
Organism: Polyodon spathula (Mississippi paddlefish)
Lineage: Eukaryota; Metazoa; Chordata; Actinopteri; Acipenseriformes; Polyodontidae
Gene: pld3
Product: phospholipase D family, member 3
Exons: 12
Coding region: 156-1634 (492 amino acids)
Molecular function (GO): catalytic activity
Source: RefSeq, a predicted model, not a curated record
GGAAUGAUCACAUGACCUAGCCAGUGACGUCACUCCCUAGCUCAACAGGACAGACUGAGAACAGCCCUGUGCAACAAGCAUUUAAAGAAAGAAAGAAAAGAAACGGGAGUUGUGCUUUGAAUAAUCCUGUUGCAAUUGUCAGGAGAAGCUCAACAAUGAAACCACACUUACUUUACCAGCAGCUGAAGCCCUCAGGUGUCCUAGAUGAGAUGAUAAUUCAGCACAACACACAAGCCCUGAAGUAUUAUAGGUGUAUCCUGCUGACCGCCGGCCUGGUCACCCUCCUGCUGGCCGUAAUGUUUGUCCAGCUGCUGAUCUUUCCUCUGUUCCUCCCCCCUCUGAACCGCACGGAAGACACGCUGCUACCACAGGAGAGUGGCUCUUGCAGUGACCCCUGCAGGAUAGUGCUGGUGGAGAGCAUCCCAGAAGGGCUGGUCUUCAACUCCAGCACCUCUAACCCUUCCAUCUACCAGGCUUGGAUGAACCUGAUUGAAGAGGCCCGGAGCAGUGUGGACAUCGCCUCUUUUUAUUGGACGAUGACCAACGAGGACACGAAGACCGAAGAGCAGACGGCCUGGCAGGGGGAGAGGGUCCUGAAAGAGCUGGUGAAGUUGCCUGGGAAUGGGGUCUCGGUGCGGGUUGCUGUCAACACCCCGCAUGCCUCUCCGCUUCAGAGUGACCUGCAGGCCCUGCUGGAUGGGGGUGCUGUCGUUCGUGAAGUGAACCUGCCCAAGCUGACGGGCGGCGUCUUGCACACCAAGUUCUGGGUGGUGGACAAGAAGCACGUCUUCAUCGGGAGCGCCAACAUGGACUGGAGAUCGCUGACGCAGGUAAAGGAGUUGGGUGCAACUGUGUACAACUGCAGCUGCCUGGCCCAAGACUUGGAGAAGAUCUUUGAAGUCUAUUGGUUCCUAGGGCAGCCUGACGCCACUGUCCCCUCUCAUUGGCCCAGUAACUACUCCACCCCCUACAACAAGGACACACCCCUCGAAUUGCCUCUUAAUGGGACCUUGUCCAGCGUUUACCUGUCGAGCGCCCCUCCAGCGCUGUGUCCAGAAGGACGGACUCAGGACCUGCAGUCCAUUCUCAGUGUCAUCGACGACGCGCAGGACUUUGUGGACAUCGCUGUCAUGAACUACCUCCCCACCAUGGAGUACUCGAACCCCAAAAGGUACUGGGCUGCCAUCGACACUGAGCUGCGCCGGGCUGCGUACGAGAGGCGUGUGCGCGUGCGUCUUCUCAUCAGCUGCUGGCCUCACUCCGAGCCCACCAUGUUCCCCUUCCUGCGCUCUCUGGCCACCGUCAACGACCGCGAGAGCGGGCUGGACAUCCAAGUGAAGCUGUUCGUGGUCCCCUCCACUCAGGUUCAAGCCCAGAUCCCCUUUGCCAGAGUCAACCACAACAAGUACAUGGUGACUGACAAAGUGGCCUAUAUCGGCACAUCUAACUGGUCUGGAGAUUAUUUCUUGAAAACUGCGGGCUCUGCGCUGGUGGUGAAUCAGACAGCGUCCCAAUCCAGCGAGCCCACAGUGCAGGAGCAGCUGCAGGCCGUGUUCCAGAGGGACUGGGAGUCCAUCUACAGCACCCAGCUCAACCAGGACACUGACAUCGGCGACAUCUGCACAGUGAAAUGAGAGCCGAGAGGAAUGCAGGCACGCUGCCCAGAGCACUGGAGAAGCAGCCUCCCUCCCCAGGGAAAGAGCGCGUCUACUACUGCAGACAGACAUCUCCACUGCCUCCAAAACAGAGCCAGCAACAAUAUAGCGUCUUCCAUUCACUUACCAGCAGUGUGCUGGGGAAAAACACAGUCAUUUUGCACUGAAACACUGCAUGCAACAGAUAUGUGUAUGCAGGUGUCUAUCUAUCUAUCUAUCUAUCUAUCUAUCUAUCUAUCUAUCUAUCUAUCUAUAAUGAAAAGUCAUUGCUAAACUGGAAACUCUGUGUUUUAGUAAUUGGAUGCAGUCUUUCAGCUUCUGUGUUCUUGAGUACACUUCCUGUUUUCUACCAUGCUAUCCGAUGAAGGCGGAAGAUGUAAGAUUGUAGCUAAUUAUUAUCCUGAUGAUUUGGAUCCUGAUUUUCUGUAUAUAUAGUUUAGUUUUUAAGGCUGUCGUAAUUGCUUAUUGAAAUUUCACUUGGUGUUUUUAACCCUAAUGAGUAAAUUAAAUACCUAAUUCUUUUAAUUUUUUUUUUUUUUUUCGAUAUCUGUGGUAUUGUUAAAGCCUCGAUCAAAUGUGGACUAAAGUUUUCGAAUUACAAAGGGUGCCGUUUGGGAAAUAUUUCAGGUAGUGCAUCUUUGUAACUCUGGGAGUGUGAUUUCAUUUUUAAAUAAAAUGCGACUUGAGU